CUCCCCUUUCUAAACUCUGUACCGUUCCUAAUUGUGCAACUCUAAAAAGGGGGAGGAUUGUUGGGUGGAUGGAAAAAUGGCCUGAAACGGGACAGUCAUGGUUUUUGAUGAGUCAGUGUCUGUCUCUCUCUCUCUCUCUCUCUCUCUCUCUCAGUACCGUCCCUCAUACGUGACUCCUCAGCAGUAUCAGGUGGCCAGUUCUCCUGGUUUCUAUCCCGGCACAAGUCCAGCUGAUUACGCUGGGGCGUAUUACCCCACCCAGCCCCAGUUCACGCCCCCCGUUGCCCCGGCACCCGUCAUCAUUAACCCCGCCCCCCAGCAGCAACAGGCCCCGCCCCCUCAACAGCAGCAAGCUCCGCCCAGACGGGAACGCAAGCAGAUCAGGAUCAGAGACCCUAAUCAGGGAGGACGUGACAUCACAGAAGAGAUCAUGUCAGGAGGUCGCAGUGGCUCCACACCCACGCCUCCACAGCCCAAUGGUGACAAUGCCACACCUGCAGUCGCCAUGACAACCAGAGUGGAGUUUCCCAUCCCUCCAGGCGAAAGCCCGAUACCCGAUGCCCUGCCGACUCCGCCCCCUACCAGUCCGAUAAGCGAUACGGUAGAUGCUCCACCCCCAGCGCCUGCAGACGACACCCACACAACGCCCACUGUGGUGGAACCACCCGCCUCGAACGGUGCCGAAGCCACACCCACUACAAGCAAAGAGGAGGGGCCUGUGACUGUAACACUGCUUGUCGCUGCCCCCCAGGCGGAGCCUUCACUGGAAUCACCAAUAGUGCAGCCCGAAGAGCUCCAGCUGUUCAACGGCGUCCCAGCAGGCUCCGCCCACAGAGACAUCAGUCCUAUCGCCGAGCCGGAUGUCGCGAAAGAAGCGCUGCCGUAUACCGCCGAUAUUUCUGAUAGGAUGGUCAAAGAAAUCCCUUCUCAGGUUGUCAAGGAGACUCCCGUUGAAGUUAAGGAAGUGCUAGCCCCUGUUUUCAAGGAGCCUACUCCUCCGGUUGUCAAGGAGACCCCCGCUCCUGUCGUCAAGGAGCCUACUCCUCCGGUUGUCAAGGAGACCCCCGCUCCUGUCGUCAAAGACAUGGCUGCUCCUGUCGUCAAGGAGACCCCCAUUCCUGUCAUCAAGGAGACCCCCGCUCCUGUCGUCAAGGAGACCCCCGCUCCUGUCGUCAAGGAGACCCCCGCUCCUGUCGUCAAGGAGACCCCCGCUCCUGUCGUCAAGGAGACGGCUGCUCCUGUCGUCAAGGCGACCCCCGCUCCUGUCGUCAAGGCGACUGUCCCUGUGGUUGCCAAGGAAACACCUACACCUGUUGAUGCGGAAACCCGUCAGAAGGUCACCCAGGAGGCUGUUGUCAAGGAAAUGCAUGUUGUCACGGAGACCCCUGUCGAAACUCCUCCUGUCAUCGAGGAAACACCUUCACUCGCUGCCAAGGAAACCCCCGAACCACUUUUCAAGGAAGCCACUGACCCUUCAGAGGUCAUUUCUAAAGCCACGCCCCCUCCGAUGGAAGGGCAUGAGGACACGCCCACUACACAGACCACUCCCUCUGAGAGUUCUAUGCAAGUGGUUUCUGUGCCAAAGAAAAAGAGAAAAAUGAAAGACCUGAACAAGAAGGAGGCGGGAGAUCUGCUUGAUGCCUUUAAAGAGCCCACACCCCCUGAGCCAGAGGCCACACCCCCAGUGAAGGCGGAGCCUGAGAGCCCCGCCCCCGUGGUCCCGCCCCCUGCAGAGGACGUGGAUGAGACGUGGGAGGAGAAAGAAGAUAAACUUGAUGCUGAAAACAUCAAACCGCAGAGUCCCACCCCGAGUUCUCCCACCGAACAGAAAUACCAGUAUAAAGAAGAUCAACUUGAUGCUGAAAACAUCAAACCAGAGAGUCCCACCCCGAGUUCACCCACCGAACAGAAAUACCAGUAUAAAGAAGAACAAUGGAAACCGCUGAGCCCCGAGGAGAAGAAGAAAUACGACCGAGAGUUUCUGCUCGGCUUCCAGUUCAUCAGCGCCAGCAUGCACAAACCUGAGGGUCUGCCGCAGAUCUCAGACGUGGUGCUGGAUAAGGCCAAUAAAACUCCUCUGCGGCAGCUGGAUCCGAGUCGUUUGCCCGGCAUGAACUGUGGUCCAGAUUUCACGCCUUCGUUUGCUAAUCUCGGCCGUCCGUCAGCCGGGGGGCGUGGCCCGCCGUCUGGUCUGAGCGGUCCUCGUCGUUCAGGUCAGGGUCAGCGCGGGAAGGAGCCGCGGAAGAUCAUCGCGAGCGUUUCCCUCACCGAAGACGUGCAGCUGAAUAAAGCGGAGAAGGCCUGGAAACCGAUGGGGAAGCGCAGCGGCCGCGCCGACGAGGACGAGCCCGAGCCCGACUUCCUGACGACGCAGGAGCUGUUCAAACGCGUGCGGAGCGUGCUGAACAAACUGACGCCGCAGAUGUUCCAGCCACUGAUGAAGCAGGUGACGGAGCUCACCAUCGACACCGAGGAGCGUCUGAAGGGAGUCAUCGACCUCAUCUUCGAGAAGGCCAUCUCUGAGCCCAACUUCUCCGUCGCCUACGCCAACAUGUGCCGCUGCCUGAUGGGGCCGUCUGGUCUGAGCGGUCCUCGUCGUUCAGGUCAGGGUCAGCGCGGGAAGGAGCCGCGGAAGAUCAUCGCGAGCGUUUCCCUCACCGAAGACGUGCAGCUGAAUAAAGCGGAGAAGGCCUGGAAACCGAUGGGGAAGCGCAGCGGCCGCGCCGACGAGGACGAGCCCGAGCCCGACUUCCUGACGACGCAGGAGCUGUUCAAACGCGUGCGGAGCGUGCUGAACAAACUGACGCCGCAGAUGUUCCAGCCACUGAUGAAGCAGGUGACGGAGCUCACCAUCGACACCGAGGAGCGUCUGAAGGGAGUCAUCGACCUCAUCUUCGAGAAGGCCAUCUCUGAGCCCAACUUCUCCGUCGCCUACGCCAACAUGUGCCGCUGCCUGAUGGGGCUGAAAGUUCCCACCACGGAUAAACCCGGAGUGACGGUGAAUUUCAGGAAGCUGCUGCUGAAUCGUUGUCAGAAAGAAUUUGAGAAGGACAAAGAUGAUGAUGAAACGUUUGAGAAGAAGCAGAAGGAGCUGGAUGCCGCCUCAGGGGAAGAGGAGAAGCAGAGGUUGAAGGAGGAGCUCGAGGACGCCAAAGACAAAGCCCGGCGACGGUCGCUUGGCAACAUCAAGUUCAUCGGCGAGCUGUUCAAGCUGAAGAUGCUGACGGAGACCAUCAUGCACGACUGCAUCGUGAAGCUGCUGAAGAACCACGACGAGGAGAGUCUGGAGUGUCUCUGCCGCCUGCUCUCCACCAUCGGGAAAGACCUGGACUUCGAGAAGGCCAAGCCCCGAAUGGAUCAAUAUUUCAACCAGAUGGAGAAAAUUAUUAAGGAGCGGAAAACCUCUUCCAGAAUUCGCUUCAUGCUGCAGGACGUUCUUGAUUUACGACGGAAUAACUGGGUCCCGCGGCGAGGAGAUCUGGGGCCGAAGACCAUCGAGCAGAUCCACAAGGAAGCAGAGCUGGAGGAGCACCGAGAGCAGGUCAAAGUUCAGCAGCAGCUCCUGUCCAAGAAGGACAGCCGCAGUGCAGGAGCUGGAGGAGGAGGAGGAGGAGGAGGGAUGGGGCCCCGUGGAGGCCCCCACACACCCGGUUCCCGUGGCAACCAGGCCCCUGAUGACGGCUGGAACACGGUGCCCAUUUCCACCAAGAACAGACCCAUCGACCCGACGCGCCUCAGCAAGAUCACCAAGCCGGGCGCUUUGGACUUCAAUAAUCAGCUUCUUGCCCCCGGAGGUAAAGGCUCGUGGGGCAGUUGGGGCAAAGGCAGCAGCGGAGGCUCAGGAGCCAAACCCAGCGACAGCGCCCAGGACUCUGGUCGUACCAGCACUUUGAAUCGAUUUUCAGCACUUCAGCAGCCUUCCUCCUCUUCUUCAUCUUCAUCCGCCAACAUCGACUCUGACAGGAGGGCUCCUCACAGGUCAGAGGUCACACACAGGGAUUCUGGCUGGACAGGCACUAAUGCUGUUUGUGUGUGUGUCGUGCAGCCGGGCGCUUUGGACUUCAAUAAUCAGCUUCUUGCCCCCGGAGGUAAAGGCUCGUGGGGCAGUUGGGGCAAAGGCAGCAGCGGAGGCUCAGGAGCCAAACCCAGCGACAGCGCCCAGGACUCUGGUCGUACCAGCACUUUGAAUCGAUUUUCAGCACUUCAGCAGCCUUCCUCCUCUUCUUCAUCUUCAUCCGCCAACAUCGACUCUGACAGGAGGGCUCCUCACAGCACUAAUGCUGUUUGUGUGUGUGUCGUGCAGCCGGGCGCUUUGGACUUCAAUAAUCAGCUUCUUGCCCCCGGAGGUAAAGGCUCGUGGGGCAGUUGGGGCAAAGGCAGCAGCGGAGGCUCAGGAGCCAAACCCAGCGACAGCGCCCAGGACUCUGGUCGUACCAGCACUUUGAAUCGAUUUUCAGCACUUCAGCAGCCUUCCUCCUCUUCUUCAUCUUCAUCCGCCAACAUCGACUCUGACAGGAGGGCUCCUCACAGGAGUAGCUCCAGUCGGGAACGCAGCGAUCGCUUCGAGCGGAUGGACCGGAACCGUCCCGCGGUCGGCAAGCGCAGCUUCAGCCGGGAAAAGGAGAGGAGUCGAGAUCGAGAGCAGCGUCCCGCUGAGAUGCUGCGGCGCGUUUCCAGCAUGACCGACGAGAGAGAACGAGAGCGCAGCAACGUGAAGAGAGAAACUGUUCCCACUCCUCCACCUGCUUCAUCCAAACCGGAGCUGACGGAGGACGAGCUGGAGAAGAAGUCCACUGCCAUCAUCGAGGAGUAUCUGCACAUCAAUGACAUGAAGGUACACACACUCGCACACGCACACACGAAAAUCACCUUGCUGUUGGAGGUGCUGGAGGUUGCGGAGGACAUGGCGAUAGAUAUCCCUCACAUCUGGCUGUAUCUGGCUGAGCUCAUCAGUCCCAUGCUGCACGAGGGAGGGAUUCCCAUGGGGCCGCUCUUCAGGGAGGUGUCUAAACCGCUGGUGCCUCUUGGGAAGGCUGGAGUUCUGCUGGUGGAGAUCCUCAAGCUGCUCUGUAAAGCAAUGAGUCUUAAGACGGUGGGAGUGAUGUGGAGAGACGCGGCGCUGAGCUGGAAAGACUUCCUCCCCGAAGACGAGGACGUCAAUAAAUUUGUCACUGAAGAGGGAGUGGAGUUCACUCUGGGUGAGGAGUGUGUGAGGAAGAGCAGUAAAGGGACUCUGAGUCCAGAAGACAUUUCUAGAGAGAUGGAGCGACUCCUGCAGGAGAAAGCAGACAACCAGAGGAUCUUUGACUGGGUGGAGGCCAGUCUAGACGAGCAGCAAACAUCAUCGAGCACGUUUGUCCGAGCGCUGAUGACCACCGUCUGUCAGUGUGCCAUCAUCUGUGAGAAUCCAUAUAAAGUAGACACUAAAGAAAUUACCCAGAGGGCCAAGCUGCUGCAGCGCUACAUUAAAGACGAGCAGAAGGAGCUGCAGGCGCUCUACGCUUUACAGAGUCUGAUGAUGCAGAUGGAGCAGCCACCAA
Sinocyclocheilus grahami is the source of this 5540-nucleotide messenger RNA. Its product is annotated as eukaryotic translation initiation factor 4 gamma 1-like. Gene Ontology annotation, cellular component: eukaryotic translation initiation factor 4F complex. Lineage: Eukaryota; Metazoa; Chordata; Actinopteri; Cypriniformes; Cyprinidae. The transcript is spliced from 30 exons. Gene Ontology annotation, molecular function: mRNA binding; protein binding; translation initiation factor activity. The annotation marks the transcript as partial. The record is from RefSeq and is a predicted model, not a curated record.